This is a messenger RNA of Perkinsus marinus ATCC 50983, 498 nucleotides long. Its product is annotated as Histone H1, putative. Gene Ontology annotation, molecular function: DNA binding. Bases 1 to 498 code for a protein of 165 amino acids. Gene Ontology annotation, biological process: nucleosome assembly. Gene Ontology annotation, cellular component: nucleosome. The record is from RefSeq and is a predicted model, not a curated record. Lineage: Eukaryota; Perkinsozoa; Perkinsida; Perkinsidae. The transcript has a single exon.
AUGACCGUCAAAUCCGGUAAGAAAUCUGCGGCUCAUCCCAAUUAUUCGGUUAUGAUCAAGCAGGCCUUGACCACAUGUAAGGGAUUCCAGAAGAUGAGCCGUCAGGCCGUUCUCAGCUUCAUCAAGCAAAACUUCGGUGUCGAGAAUAAGGCAGCUCUUAACAAGGCUCUUAAAGCUCUCGUGGAUGCUGGUACUGUCAGCCAAGCGAAGGCGUCAUACAAACUGGCUGCUGGGUCAAGGGCUGCGGACAAGAAGCCCGCGUCCGCGAAGAAGUCCAAACCAAAGGCUCACAAAAAGAAGGCUUCUGCCAAAAAGCCUUCCACGAAGAAGGCUACGACUAAGAAGCCUGCUAGGAAGCCGGCUGCUCCGAAGACCAAGAAGGUCGCUGCGAGCAAGAAGGUUUCUGCUCGAUCAAAGCCUCCGGCGAAGAAGCCGGCUGCCAAAAAGGUCAAAAAAGUGACGGCGAAGAAGCCUGCUGCUAAGCGAUUGAAGAAGUAG